This is a messenger RNA of Stereum hirsutum FP-91666 SS1, 856 nucleotides long. RefSeq lists its product as uncharacterized. Lineage: Eukaryota; Fungi; Basidiomycota; Agaricomycetes; Russulales; Stereaceae. The record is from RefSeq and is a predicted model, not a curated record. The coding region runs from base 74 to 667 and encodes 197 amino acids. The transcript has 6 exons.
CAUUUACAUCCUCUUCUCCACAGUUUGCUCAAGGAAAACACAGUGCUUCAUACUAGCUCUCAGCCCUACCAUAAUGCCUCCCAAGCGUAAAUCUGAUGCUCUCGACGACGCGGACGACGCUGCUGUUGCCCCCGCCGUCGCACCAGCCAAGAGAACUCGCGUGUCGAAGAAGAAAGUGAACGUAGAUGCGGAUGCGGACGCAGACGGCGACGAUGACUAUGCUGACGAUGUCCCAGAGGCGUCGACGUCGAAGGGGAAGAAGAAGGCGAAGGUCCAGGAGGCUCCGAAGGAUUAUAAGGAUAUCAAGCUCGAUGGGGAGGAUGAGGGAGAGGUUCCGAUCUAUGACGACUGUAAUGAAGUCCGUCGUAAGAUCCGCCUUCUGCAGAAGGAACCCGGAUUCAAGGUUACGCACUGGCUGAAAGAGAUCGGUGGUGUGAACAGUAAUUCAUAUGGCCGGUUCAUGAAAGCUACUGGCCCUACUGGAGGUGCAGAGAACUCCACAUACUAUGGCGCAUACGUCUACUUUGAGAAACGGCGGAUCGCAGAGGGAAAGAAGAAGACUGCGAAACGCGAGCGCAACGAGAUUGAGCAUCCGGGCGGGAUGCCGCGCGAGGACAGAGGACGGAGGGGUUAUUGGGUCUUCACCGGUGUUCCCGGACGUCGUUGAACGUUUUUGGACUUGGCCACGCUAGAUGAGGGCUGUACGGUGCCAGAAGCGUGCGUGCGUUUGUUGUGUGCGUUUUAGGCGGAUGAUAGACGCGUGGGGUGUGCUGCAGUUGGCGUAGUUGUUGUUACUUCUUGGAGCUUUGCCUGCGUAUAUGGUAUGAGCUUGUAUAAUAUCGUGUAAAUAGACCGG